GUGCCUCUUAAGUGUGUGUGAAGUCGAGCAGUCGCUCGCAGACCCAGCAUUUGGUUGGUUCUGACAAUAGGCUGGAUUUUGCAGGUUCAGGUUUCUGUUUCAUUUCUGUAGCUUCUUUGGAGGUUCUAUACUGAAACCUUCCACAGAAGACGUCUGUUAUCAGUGAGAAUUUGGUUGUUUUGAGGUCAGAUGAUAUCUACCAUGAGGCUGUAACAGAAGCUAAUCCUGAGUUUGGGUUAGAUUGAUGCCGUGAUGGCCACUGCUAAGAAAGCGUUGUCUAAGACAGGGGGUGUUCGCUUCGCUGAGGAACCUGCUGUGGCCGCUGCUGCUCACUCUCAUGUGCAUUUUGACGAGAAACUGCACGACUCUGUCGUCAUGGUGAUACCUGAAUCAAACGGGAACUUCCUGGUUAAGGUGGGCUUCCUGAAAACGCAGCACCGAUAUGAGAUUGUGUUCACACUGCCAGAGAUGCCAGAGCUCGGCAAAGACGUUUGUCCAGCCCCCAUCCCCAACCCACACCUGCGGAUCACUGAUAUAACCGCAUCCUCAGAGGGAGGUCUGAGGGUGACGUGUGAAUAUAUGGCCCAUCAGGAGGGAGUGAUGUGUGAGGAGGUGCAGAUUCUUAGUGAAAGCAAAGAAGACGCAUCUGUGAAGGUCAAAGUUCACGCCCGUGUCAUGGACCGUCACCACGGGACUCCGAUGUUGCUGGAAGGUGUGCGGUGCAUAGGAGCAGAACUCGAGUACGACUCUGAGCAAAGCGACUGGCAAGGCUUUGACUAAAUGGCUGAAUCAACAGACUUUCCUCUCAGUGCCAGACAUCGUGUGUCGGCAGCGACAGAAUGUUCCAGAUUCUACCGUCGCAGCGUUCGGAAACACACUGUGGUUACUGCCUUGUUUGUACUUUUACAAUGGAAUGCAGAAAUGAUCUGUUGUUUACUGAAGAUCUCUGUGAUUUGUCGUUUUUCAGGUUUGGAAAAGAAACAAUCAAAUAUUGUGUUUUGCUCUAACUGAAUUCCAGUAUUAUGAUUGAAUGUUUCUUUUAUAUAAAUCAAAUGUAAUAUGCUCUUAUGUCUGUGUUACUGCACUUUCUUGCUCCAAUCUGUGUGAUUCAAACGAUUUUAAACUAAAUCUAGAGUGAUGCUUGUGCUCACUGUGAAUAAGCCCUGUUUGUACCAGUAGGGGGCGAGGCUGACCACAAAAUCUAACUUAUAUGUUGCACCAUGAACUUUGUCGCCAUCGUGGCUUAAAAAUGUGAAUGUUUUGAUUCAUCUACUGAAAUUGAUUUGAUAAUUAUUUACUCAGAUCAAAAUUUAUUUUAGCUCCACCAAAUGUCGGAGAGUUUGUUUGCCCUGAUGGAUUUUUAAUAAGAUCAUCACUUUAAGGGCUUUUCAAUCAUUUCUAUGUGUAAUAUUGGUCUAUUUUGUAGAGCCGAAGUGCCUGUAAUCAUGUUCUUAGUUUAUUUGAUUGAUGCCAGUAUGUAAUAUGAGCCAUUAAACACUGAAUGUUUGCAACCUUAUUUGAGUGUAAUAUUGUAGGAGCUCUUAAAGGGACAUGGUGGUGGAAAAAAAUAAGACAAGUCAAGACAAAUAAUAAGUCAAUGUUUUUGUGUUCUUUCGCACAUGUUUUGCGUUUCCCCCGACAAACUUUAAGUUCGUUCGCAAAACGUUUGUUCACGGAGGAACGCAAAAAUUUUGCGAGCGAUCGCAACGUUUUUUGGAACGCAAAACAGUUAUGAGAGAACGCAAAAGCACUGACAAAUAUAUUUUUCUCCCGUAUCAUAUUUUUUUCCUUCACCAUGCCCCUUUAGGGGCUCCGUAGUAUUGCAUGUCCAUUGAACUGCAUUAUGGAUCUCUGUAAAAGUUCAUGUCUUUUCAAACUGCGUCAAAACCCAAAAAAUCUUUACAGUAAAAAAAGAAAGAACUCUCCCAGAGCAAAUAAUAAUGUCGGUCUUUACUGUUGAGGGCUUUUUUAUGUGUCUUACUGUCAUUUUAUUUACUCUCAAACAAAUAAAAUUCACUUGUUGACUUGAAA
Megalobrama amblycephala (Wuchang bream) is the source of this 2031-nucleotide messenger RNA. RefSeq names its product linkage group 3 C20orf27 homolog (gene adisspb). The record is from RefSeq and is a predicted model, not a curated record. The transcript is spliced from 6 exons. Lineage: Eukaryota; Metazoa; Chordata; Actinopteri; Cypriniformes; Xenocyprididae. The coding region runs from base 253 to 780 and encodes 175 amino acids.